Aedes albopictus (Asian tiger mosquito) is the source of this 645-nucleotide messenger RNA. RefSeq lists its product as uncharacterized. The record is from RefSeq and is a predicted model, not a curated record. NCBI's taxonomy places the organism in Eukaryota, Metazoa, Arthropoda, Insecta, Diptera, Culicidae. The transcript has 3 exons. Bases 150 to 491 code for a protein of 113 amino acids.
AAUUGGCCUCUAUAAAAUGAGCCUGUCCUGUGGGAUUUGGCAACAGUAUCAUUUCGAGUUUGAACGUAGUAAGUUGACUGGAGAAUCUCCUGUUUGGAUUAUUUUGAAACAGAAGUUGACCGUGGGCUGUGAGAAAAUACUGAAAGAAAAUGAUUAAGGAAAUCGUCCUUCUCGGCUGUUUGGUGGCCGUGGGUAUGGCCCUGCCUGCCGUUGAUUAUGCCGCCGUUGCCGAACAGCUCCAACCGGAAAGUCCGGCCGUCGUGCUGGUCCAGCAGGAAAGCGAAGACAUGGAAGGCGCUGAGACCGCUCACCACGGACACCGCGGGGGCUAUGGCGGCGGAUACGGUGGCUACGGAGGUUAUGGCGGAUUCCGCGGUGGCUACGGAGGAUACGGUGGAUACGGAGGCGGUUUCGGAGGCGGAUAUGGCGGUUAUGGUGGAUAUGGUGGUGGCUUUGGAGGAUACGGCCACCAUGGACACCAUCAUGGUUAAACGAAUGUGAUAGACUUAUGGCAAUGACCGUGGAUUACGGACAGACUGAUGAUUGGAAACUGUACAGGAAACUAUGCGAGCUUGAAGCUUGGAACAAACGUGCUUUUUGAUAGUGCUUUUAUGAAAAGUGAAUAAAAGGAUAUAAAUUUGAAAA